AUGGCGAGCCCCAUUCCACCGCCCAACCUCGGCAUCCAUCACCUCAAACUGCCCACCGCCUCCAUCCCCGCCAAACUCGACUUCUAUACCACGAUUCUUGGAUUCAAGUACCGCCCAGAGUUGGACCACAAACAUCCGGGCGCCGACCAGCCAUACGGCGUGUUGGUACAGCACCAAGCGACGUCUCUUCUUGUCGAGCUCCGUCUAAAUCCAACCCAAGCGACGGCGCAGCGUGGGUGGGACGCCAUAACGUGGCUUGUCGAAACACGUGCCGAUCUGGAGGAUCAGAAGACGUAUUUGGAGGCCAAGAACGUGGACUGCAGUCGUGUGCUGCGCGGUGUAGUUGGCUGGGUUCUGGUUGCUGAAGACCCUGAUGGACAAAUGGUGCGCUGGUAUUGCAAGGAAGAGCACGAGUUUGACCAGAACGUGGAUGUCGAUGAGCGAUGGCUUCCAAGCGAUUAA
This is a messenger RNA of Mycena indigotica, 462 nucleotides long. Its product is annotated as 40S ribosomal protein S30. Bases 1 to 462 code for a protein of 153 amino acids. The record is from RefSeq and is a predicted model, not a curated record. The transcript is spliced from 2 exons. NCBI's taxonomy places the organism in Eukaryota, Fungi, Basidiomycota, Agaricomycetes, Agaricales, Mycenaceae.